This is a messenger RNA of Ostreococcus tauri, 684 nucleotides long. Its product is annotated as Peptidyl-prolyl cis-trans isomerase,FKBP-type,domain. Lineage: Eukaryota; Viridiplantae; Chlorophyta; Mamiellophyceae; Mamiellales; Bathycoccaceae. Gene Ontology annotation, cellular component: chloroplast thylakoid lumen. Gene Ontology annotation, molecular function: peptidyl-prolyl cis-trans isomerase activity. The coding region runs from base 1 to 684 and encodes 227 amino acids. The record is from RefSeq and is a predicted model, not a curated record. The transcript has 2 exons.
AUGUUCACCAUCAGUGAAUCGGUCGUCGUCCCGCGUCGCCAUCGUCCCGGGCGAGCGCACAAACGAAGCGAUCGCUGUCAAAGCAUCGCCGCGUCAGCAGUGAACACAAAAAACAACUCCGGCGAGAACACCGUCGAUCUCGCGCUCGGACGACGAAUCGCGCUCGCGACGGGCGUUAUUGGGACCAUUUUAACUCCCGGGGCGGCGCGAGCGGGGAAGAGAUUAGGCGGUGGACCCACCGGGGGGAUCCCCUUGGAGAACUUUGUCCCGAUUCCGGGAACGAGCCCGCCGAUUUUAUAUUACGAUAUUAAGGGCGCGAGUGGGGCGACCGGGGGCGUUCCGAAGGGCGCGCGUGUCGCCGUGCACUACGACUUGAAGUUUAGAAAUAUCACCGUCGGCACGAGCCGCCAGGGCGCUGGCGUGACGGGCGGGACCCCGAUUGGUUUUACCGUUGGAGCGCCCGCAGGGACGUCGGGCGGACCGUUCAUUAAGGCGUUCAACGAAGGAAUAAAAGGUAUGGGCGUCGGCACCGUGCGGCGCUUGCUCGUGCCGCCUGAGUACGCGUACGGGCCGAAUGAGGUUUUGGAAAUCCCGGCGAACGCGAGCGUGACGCUGGACAUCGAGCUCUUGUCUGUGGCCAAAGAUCCGAUCACUCGAGGCGUCAAGGGUGCCGUCGCGGAAUAA